Molecule: messenger RNA, 1908 nt
Organism: Pieris macdunnoughi
Lineage: Eukaryota; Metazoa; Arthropoda; Insecta; Lepidoptera; Pieridae
Source: the annotation of a GenBank genome assembly
AUGGACGAUUUCAACAAGAUACGGACCAUUUGUUUCCUAAGGAAUACAUUAUGGUGCGAUCCUGACUUCCCUGCAGAAAUAAUGUCACUAUUUUAUCAUCAAGUUCCCAAUGUCCAAUUCGAGUGGAAGAGGCCGGCUGAAAUCCAUGAAAGUCCGGUUUUUAUCGAUGACACCAUACAAGGUUUUGAUCUCGAUAAUGGCCCACUCGGAGAUUCGUGGCUAAUGGGCUGUAUGGAGGUCCUCCACAAGUUUAGAGGAAUUUUUAAACAUGUUGUUCCGGUAGAACAAGACUUCCAUUCUAAUUAUGCCGGGAUUUUCAGAUUUCGUAUAUGGUGGAACGGAAAAUGGGAAGUAGUAAUCAUUGAUGAUCGAUUACCAACUCUGAAUGGCGAGCUGGUUUUCAUACACAACACUCACGGCAUGCAGUUUUGGGCAGCUCUAUUGGAAAAAGCUUAUGCAAAAUUGCACGGUUCCUAUGAAGCUCUUAAAUAUGGCAAUGCAGAGGACGGUCUCAUGGACCUCACUGGGGGCAUAGUUGAAAGUAGUUCAUUGCCUCUUCUAAAUCAGGUGCAAAUAUUACAUCACCGCUUACAAUCAGUUUCAACUAUCGCUCUUGCAUUUGCUCCGUCAGGACCUGGACCAUUCGAAUCAAUUACGAAUUCUAAACUAUUUCUCAUAUACGAAAUAGAUAAAGUUAAUACCUCAGAUGGUUUUAUCUAUAUAGUCCGUAUAGUAGUACCCCUCUUACCACCUGGUGACCAAGAGCUUAAUCGAUUCUUCGAACUUAAUUAUAAUGCCAUAUGGGAUUCCUUAUCGGCAUUUAAAAAGAAUGAAAUAUUGUCAACUGAACAUGGAAUCUGGGUACCAUUUAGCGAGCUUGAAAAAAUUAUCAGUUGUAUGCGAUUAUUACACUUCGAUGUAGAAUCUUGUCAACUAGAACCCACUUUUACGUACAAAACCCGAUGGUUUUCACAAAACCGCCAAGGAAGCUGGGUAAAGGGAGUGACAGCUGGAGGUUGCAAGAACAACACUGAGUCAUUCCACUUAAACCCACAAUUUCAAGUUUUGAUAGAUAGUCGGACUCCAAUUAUUAUAUCACUUCAGCAAAGCAAUUCAUUGGAAUCGCAAGUCAUUGGCUUUACUGUUCUUAUGUUAAAACACAUCUUAAAUGAAAAAGCUUCAGCCAGCUUAUUAACCAACACUGACGGUUUACUAAAUGCUCACUAUUCAAAUGCUCGCCACGUUAGUGCUAUAGCUCUCAUUGAACCUGGCAUAUAUCUGAUUAUACCAACGACGUAUGAACCUCGUAAAGAAUGCAGUUUUACACUUAGAAUAUUCACAUUGAAACCAAUUAUAUUAUCAAAUGAAUUGGACAUCUGCACACGUCUUCUUAAUCAAAUUAUGUUUAAAGCCGAUUCUAUAUUAAAUAAUAGUAAUAUAUUACAACCAUACAACAUAUUAUUUCUUCAAUUAGCAGAUGAACAUAAAACUGUAGAUGCCUUUGGUCUUCAAGAUGUCUUAGAAAAAUCAUUGCCAAAUGACUACUUACAAAGUUGUGCCACAAUAGAAACUUGUAGGCAAAUAAUAUUAGGUAUGGAAAUGCCAGACAAGAAAGACCUUACAGGUCGUAUUCACUUAAAAAGCUAUAAAAAUUUAUUGAUCAGCCUUUGGCACUGGGAAGAAAUAUUUAGAGUGUAUACCACUAAAACAAGGGGAGUGCUUGUGGUGGAAAGGCUUUAUGCUGCUUUAUCCAAAGUCGGCUUUAUGCUCAGUAAAAAAUUAAUGGCAAUAUUAGUGUUCAAAUACAUGAGGAGGGAUGGUACACUCCGAUUUGGCGACUUUGUCUCUGCUAUAUUUUAUUUAAAAAGAGAGUUUGGCAAGUGCAAUAGUGCUCCGAGCUUGCCAUGA